AUGACCAAAUCAAGUAAAUCAUCUGACCAUAAAGUCAGUAAAAGAGAGUCAAAAGGUAAAAAGGAUAAAUCCAAAUCGAAAGAUAAGAAAAGCAAAAGUUCAAAUAAGGCCAAAGUUUCAGAAUUAAUGCAAUAUGCUGAAUCAUUAUCAAAGCCCAUCCGGGAAGCUUUCCUGAGCAUGAAUCACAUGAAUAUCAAAAGUGCAAAAAACGUCUUAAUUUGGGAGGAUAGAUUAUUUUCCACCAUGGAUAAAUACCCAAAGCUUUUCAAAUUAUGGGCAAGCGAUGCUUACAUUAAUGGAGAGAAAUACCAUUUCGAAAAGGAGAAAAAAUGGCAUUAUAAGUCUCGUAAAGAACAAAAAGUUAUUAUUGAGGAGAUGGAACGUUUAGUGACUGACACGAUCUCACAAAAAAUUGAUCGGAAAGACAUCGAAGAUGUUACAGUUGGAAAAUUAAUGAAUUUCAUUAAGGUUUUUAGAAGUCCCGAUUUAGGUUUAGCAAUUAGUGAGAGAAUGAAAUAUAUUGCAGAUUCAUAUUAUGAAAAACCAGAAACACCGGGAUCAUACGUCAGAAAGGUAAUCAACAUCAAACAUCAUUGCAGAAAUUCUAUCGAUCAGUUCAUCAACGCAUUACCAGAUUCAACAGAGCACUGUAUAACCAUGACUUAUGGAUAUCAAAAUGAACGUGAUGGAUGCGGUAGCAUAGCCCAAUCUAUAUAUCUCAAGGAGUAUCACAGAUAUAAGAAAGAAUUAAUGGAACAUGGAAAAGUUGGGGAAAUUAAGUUACAAAAUCUUGAGGAAGUAUUUCACGAAAUUUUGUCACAUCCAGAUUAUGGAGUAAAAGCAAGCCAACAGAGAAAUACAAGGCAGCAUGCCAUUCCAUAUGCUAAUAGAAAUAACGGUCAACAAACCUCGGGAUACAAACCAACGCUUCAAAUUGCUGGCGGACAAAAUAAUGGUGGACAAUAUUAUGGUGGACAAUAUAAUGGUGGACAACAUAAUGGUGGACAAUAUAAUGGUGGACAAUAUAAUAAUUCAAAUCAAGGAGGAUUGAAGACUGCUGGUACAAAUAAAUAA
This is a messenger RNA of Lodderomyces pseudojiufengensis, 1074 nucleotides long. RefSeq lists its product as uncharacterized. The transcript has a single exon. Bases 1 to 1074 code for a protein of 357 amino acids. NCBI's taxonomy places the organism in Eukaryota, Fungi, Ascomycota, Pichiomycetes, Serinales, Debaryomycetaceae. The record is from RefSeq and is a predicted model, not a curated record.